Exophiala aquamarina CBS 119918 is the source of this 1218-nucleotide messenger RNA. RefSeq lists its product as uncharacterized. Bases 1 to 1218 code for a protein of 405 amino acids. The transcript is spliced from 4 exons. Gene Ontology annotation, cellular component: membrane; cytoplasm. Lineage: Eukaryota; Fungi; Ascomycota; Eurotiomycetes; Chaetothyriales; Herpotrichiellaceae. The record is from RefSeq and is a predicted model, not a curated record.
AUGGACGGUGACCCGGCUGUUGAGUCAGAGAUUGAUUCAUUCAGUCUCGUGCUCCCUCUUCCAUACCGAGUCGCCAUCAUUAUUGUCCUUGGAAUAUGGGCGUGGGGUCUUAACCUCCAUUAUUUACACCUCGUCAAGAUCGACGUCCCGGCCCUCAUUCGAUAUCCCGCCCGUCAAACACAUAACAGCAUUCUUCACCAUCAGUCGACAUACAGGCUGGCCACACUCCUUUCUAUCCCUCUGACUGUCUCCCUCCUGCUCUUCUGGACGGUCACCCAUGGCUCCAAGAGCGCGGCACUCUCAUGGCAGAUCUUACCACAAUCUUACCUCCUGUUCCUCGUUCUUUGCUUUAUCGUUCCGGUCAAACGCAUGUCUCGGUCGGGCCGACUUCAUUUCUUGACAACCUUGAAAAGAAUCAGCCUAGGUGGGCUAGCAGAGGUUCAGGAUGGAAAAUUCGGUGACAUUAUCCUGGCUGAUGUCCUUACGAGCUAUGCUAAAGUACUGGGCGAUCUUUUUGUUUCGACCUGCAUGCUGUUGUCGUCCAAGACAGCCAGCACUGCUAAACCGAAUCGUGGGUGUGGCGGCGCGUUUCUGGUGCCGUUGGUUAUUAGCAUACCAAGCAUGAUUCGGCUCCGUCAGUGUUUGAUUGAGUUCCUUCGUGUGCGGCGCAAUAGGACUGUUACAUCGGGAUGGGGCGGGCAACAUUUGGGAAAUGCGCUGAAAUACUCGACUGCGUUUCCAGUCAUUAUUCUGAGCGCCAUGCAACGAGAUUAUGACCCGAAAAAGAUGAACAUGACUGAAGCAGGGUUGUUUAGGUUGUGGUUACUGUUUGUUUUCCUGAAUUCGUUCUACUCGUUUUACUGGGAUGUGGCCAAGGAUUGGGAUCUAUCACUCUUUUCCUCGAGUCGAGAAAGAAACAAUCCCGAACACCCAUACGGCUUGCGACGACACCGGUAUUUUCACGCCCAGCAAAUGUAUUAUACAGCGAUCGGCAUAGACCUGCUACUUCGGUGCACUUGGAGUUUCAAACUUUCGCCACACUUAGAUCACUUUAACGAUCUCGAAGGCGGGAUUUUCUUGAUGGAAAUACUGGAGGUAAUGCGCAGGUGGAUGUGGAUUUUCUUCCGGGUCGAGACUGAAUGGGUUCGAAAUAAUCGUGGCCCGGCGCCUGAUGAUAUACUGUUGGGGGAUUUUGCGGGCAAGAUAGACGAUGAUUAA